AUGACCAUCACCUCUAGUCGCUACGUGGAGCCGGUCCUUACAACCGAGGUUACCAAUGGCCAAAAGUCUUCCAAACCGCCUCCACGUACAUGGUACGCCAUCGAACCGCCCUUCAAGGGCUACCAACCAACUCCCUCCGAAGCCUAUGCUCAAAGCGUUGCCGAGACAGCGAUAGUCAUUGACAAUGGCUCCAGUCUUGUACGUGCUGGUUGGUCUUUCGAUACAAUCCCUCGAAUAUCAUUUCCGGCAGAUGUUGCUCGAUAUCGAGACCGAAAAUACAACAGGACCGUCUCAUACGUGGGUUACAAUGCGUAUGCAGACGCUACCACAAGGGGUCAGAUACGGAACGCUUUCGAACCUGGGACCAGUAUUGUGGGCAAUUGGGACGUCAUGGAAGGUGUGCUGGAUAACAUAUUUGUGAAUCUAGGAGUUGAGGGAGAGAACGGAGGCAUCGGAAGACCUGUUCUCAUGACGGAACCCGUUGCCAAUCUGGGCUAUUCAAGGAAGACUAUGAAUGAGCUUUUAUUCGAAUGCUACCACGCGCCCUCGCUGGUUUACGGCAUCGAUUCGCUCUUCUCGUAUAAGUUCAAUAAAGGAAACAGCGGACUUAUCAUAUCAUCCUCGCACUCCUCGACACACGUAAUCCCUGUCUUGAACUCGAAGCCUAUUAUGUCCAGCGUGUCGCGGCUGAAUUGGGGAGGAUCUCAAGGCGCUGAGUAUUUGCUGAAACUGUUGAGAUUGAAGUAUCCGAGCUUCCCCAGUAAAGUCACCGACUAUCAGGCGCAACAUGUGGUUCGUGAGCAUUGCUAUGUCUCUCAAAGUUUCGACAAGGAGAUGAGGGGCUUCCUGGACUGGACCGGUUUGGAGAGCCGAGACCAUAUUAUACAGUACCCUUUCACUGAGCACGUUGUUGUGGAGAAGAGUGAGGAAGAACUUGCACGAAUCGCCGAACGGAAAAGGGAGGGCGGAAAGAGACUACAAGAGCAAGCGGCAAAAAUGAGAUUGGAAAAGCUUGUGCAGAAAGAACAGGAAUUGGAGUACUACAAAGAUCUUCAGCAGCGCCUGGUGGGUCAAACGAAAAAGGAGACGAAACGCUUGCUCGAUGAGGAUGAGUUCAGAGAUGAAGCCCAACUAGACAAGAUAAUCAAAGACAUGGAGAAAUCUGUACGAAAAGCCAGGAACAAGGACCUCGGUGUUCCAGACGUCGUUGAGGAGGAGGAAGGAGUUAACUUUCCACUGCUUGACAUAGCGGACGAAGAGCUGGAUGAGGCAGGGUUGAGACAAAAGAGACAUCAACGAUUGUUAAAGUCAGGCGUGGAAGCUCGUGCAAGGGCAAAGGUCGAAAAGGAGCAAGAAAGAGCCCGUGUAGCAGAGGAAGAGAGACUCGAUGACGAGCGCCGCAGCAAAGACCUUGACGGGUGGUUAGAGGAUCGGAGAGUCGCGAGAACGGCUCUACUCCAAAAGAUCAAAGAUAGAGACAGACAAAAGGCAGAUCUCGGCAACCGUAAAUCACUUGCCAGCCAGAUGCGUAUGAAAACACUCGCAAACCUGGCCUCAGAUGCGCCCGGCAGAAAGCGUCGGCGAGGUGGCGACGAUGACAAUUUCGGCGCAAAUGAUGAAGAUUGGGGGGUCUAUCGCACUGUUGCGAUGGGUGAGCAAAGUGAGGAUGAGGAGGAAGAAGACCUUGAUGCAGAAAUGAAGAACGUGGAAGCACAGCUGCUAAAGUAUGAUCCUGGAUUCAACGAGCGCAAUACUAUGGCUGCUCAGAUGGACUGGACAACAAGUCUCAUGCAUGCUUUUCGACGUGGUCCAUGGCCUUUUGACCCGGAAAGCCAGCAGGAAAUUCAUCAGUUGCAUCUCAACGUGGAAAGGAUUCGCGUGCCCGAGGUGGUCUUCCAACCUGCUAUAGCAGGUCUUGAUCAGGCAGGCAUCAUCGAUAUCGCUGCCGACAUGGUCAACCACGGGAUGGGCAAACCACAAGAUCGCAACAACAUUCUCAGGGAUGUUUUCCUCACGGGAGGUAACACGCUUUUCGCGGGAUUUGAUGACAGACUCAACGAGGAGUUGCGCGCUGUCCUACCUAUAGAUGCCGCAAUGCAUCUCCGCCAGGCGAACGACCCGUUGCUUGACGCCUGGAGAGGCGCAGCUCAAUGGUCUAGGGAGCCGACCUUUAGGCAAGCUCUCGUGACUCGUCAAGAUUACGAUGAGAAGGGUUCUGACUAUAUGAAAGAACACAAUCUUGGUAACAGCACUACUUUUUAA
Letharia columbiana is the source of this 2262-nucleotide messenger RNA. RefSeq lists its product as uncharacterized. The record is from RefSeq and is a predicted model, not a curated record. Gene Ontology annotation, biological process: regulation of DNA-templated transcription. The coding region runs from base 1 to 2262 and encodes 753 amino acids. NCBI's taxonomy places the organism in Eukaryota, Fungi, Ascomycota, Lecanoromycetes, Lecanorales, Parmeliaceae. The transcript is spliced from 5 exons. Gene Ontology annotation, cellular component: cytoplasm; Ino80 complex.